Messenger RNA from Jaminaea rosea, 2254 nucleotides. Its product is annotated as ARM repeat-containing protein. Gene Ontology annotation, molecular function: proton-transporting ATPase activity, rotational mechanism. The coding region runs from base 1 to 2028 and encodes 675 amino acids. The transcript has 2 exons. The record is from RefSeq and is a predicted model, not a curated record. Gene Ontology annotation, cellular component: vacuolar proton-transporting V-type ATPase, V1 domain; fungal-type vacuole membrane. Lineage: Eukaryota; Fungi; Basidiomycota; Exobasidiomycetes; Microstromatales. Gene Ontology annotation, biological process: proton transmembrane transport.
AUGUCGGGCGCAAACAAGAACGAGGAGCGCAUCCCCACACCACCGCCCGUCCCCGUCGACUCAGCAUGGCUCGACUCACUCACCAGUCGCAUCCGCUCGCGUCCCAUCCCCUGGGAAGGAUACGCAAGGGCCGACCUCGUCUCGCAGGAUGAGCUAAAGAUGAUUCGAUCCGUCGACGCAAAGGACGGCAAAGAGGUGGACAAGAUACUGCAAGAAAAGGGAGAGCAGUAUGCUAUUCUGUAUUUGAGGCUACUCAGCAAGCUCAGCAGGACUGAUACGCUCCAACAGGUCCUCGUCCUCAUCGCUGAUAUGCUCGAGGCAAACCAGGAUCGCAUCGCACUCUUCUUUAAAGCGGCAAAGAGCGUCAAUGAGAUGGAAAAGGAGGUCGGACAGCAGACGGAUAAGAAGCAGGCUUGGCCUUGGGCCCCCGUUGUGCGCCUCCUCGACGUCAACGAUGACUUUGUCCAGAUUCGCGCAGCGCACUUUCUGGCCACUCUCCUCGUAGCACCGGGAUCUACCGCAUCAUCGGCACCAUCGCACGUCCUGCCUCGCCUCCUGUCCUUCCUCGCCACCAGCAUCAAUGGCAGCUCAGGAUCCACGCCUGCAUCAGCCGCUCUCCAGACUGAGCAGUCCCCCUCGACCUUUGCCGAUGGAAAUGGUGCCGAUAUUGCCAUUCAGCUCCUUGAGGGAUUGCUCAAGAGUCGCUCGUUCAGGCGCGCAGUCUGGGAUGACGAGAUGAAGAAGCAGGCUACCGUUCCGCAGUCAGCCAGCAAGGACAUCAAGGAUGAUGACGACCAGGAGCAGCAGCAUGCGGGCCAGACGCCUGGACUUCUCCGCGGACUCGUCUACAUCCUCCAAAAUGCCGUCGUCGCGCCCGGUGGAACGCAGGACAGACGCGAGCAAGAGGAGAAUGGCAACAAGAAGCCCAAUAACCGCGAGGGACAGAGCGAGAAUGGCAAUCGCCAGGAGCAGCAGCAAUCCAGCUCCGGAUCCGGUUCCGGCUCCGGCCCUUCCUCCUCAUCAUCGUCAUCGCAGCAGCAGCAGCAGCAGCAGCAGCGCCCUCCCUCCUCAGCUGUAUCCGCCCAACUGCAAUAUCGCGUCCUCCUCAACUUCUGGCUCCUCUCCUUCUCCCCCUCCAUCGCCUCGGAGCUCAACCGGAAAUUCUCCCUAGUCCCACUGCUGGUAGAUGCCCUGCGCGGAGCAGUCAAGGAAAAGGUGAUGCGAGUGUGCGUGGCCACCCUCGCCAACCUACUGGCAAAGGCGCCAGACGCCAACGCGAGCUCCAUGCUCGGCUCAGGGCUCCUACCCCACGUCGAGCACAUGGCAGACAAGUAUCGCCGUAUCGACAGCGGAGGAUCAGCUGGGGCUACCCAGUCUGGCGGUGGUGACGAGGAGGUGUGCGAGGAUGUCGAGUACCUGGCCAAGGAGCUGCGUGAGCGAUGGAACGGGAUGAGCAACUUUGAUGCUUAUUUGAGCGAGCUGGAGAGCGGCAAGUUGACAUGGAACAAUCCGGCGCACGAGUUGGAGGACUUUUGGCGAGAGAAUGCUCAGCGUAUGCUCGAGAAGACGGAUAAGCUUACGGCGGGGGAGCAGGAUGGUGAGCAGGAGGAGGGCAAAGGCGGCGAGGGCGGCGAGGGCGGCGAGGGCGGCGAGGAGGGAGAGGGCGACGAUGAUAACGCAGCUCUGCGCCGCGCACCCAACACACCCCUGAAGCGCCUCCUCGUCCUCCUUUCGACGUCACAAGACGCCACGACGCUCGCUGUGGCGUGCAAUGACCUGGGCAAAAUUGUCCAGUUCACAGACGUCGGUGGGACGGCGGAUUCGGCCAACAAGCAGCAGCAGCAGUCGCAGCCCGGAGGCGGCGGUGAGAAGAAGGCUGCGGGGGGUACGGGAGCGGGACGCAAGCGGAUCAACGAGUACGGUGGCAAAGUGGCCAUCAUGCGUCUCAUGGGCGGGCAUGAUGAUGCAGAGGUAAGAUACAGGGCCUUGCAAACCGUCGGGAGGUUGAUGAGCGCCAGCUGGAGGUGAGCAUGCUGUGGCGGCUCCAUCGGAAUUCGUGUCCUGUUUUGAUUUCCAUCUUUGCACAUCCCAAUGUCGAUAUACAUGCUCUCGCGCCACGCCAGGCUGCUCAAAACUUGACCUUCUCCCCACGCACGUCCUUGACCUUGCACGCCCACGUCUUCUCGGAAAAGACUCCGCCCAUGUACACGACCUUGUCGACCUCAUCAACGGCCGCCCCAGUGAUCCCGCUCGG